AAUGAUUGUAAAAAAAUUAUUUAAAAGUUUUGAAAUUCAUAUUCUAGAAGAACAAUUUCUCAAUUUCUUAGUUAUGCCAUUUAUUAAUUAUUGAGCAAAUCGGGCAGAUCUUUAUCAGAUUUAACAAUCGAACAUUUUUCUUCCAUAGCAAGGCUAUUAAAAAGACUUUAGAUUGAUUGAUUCUAACUCUGUGAUAGACGGCAGAGAUGGCCAAUUAACCCUUUAUCCACCUCCGAAAAAUUGAGGCAUGUUACAGAAACAUAGUACAUAGCUACUACAUAGUAUAUAUAUCAUGACUCAAUAAGUUCAUGGGUCGAUGCAAAGAUUUAAGAUGACUACUGACUAAUCCUUAUGAUUUUUAAACAACCUUCAAUCGAAAUGUUGCAAAAUUUUAUGACAUUUCGAACAUUAGUAUACAAGUUGCAGCUGUUUUAGUGACGCUUAAAAAGGAAAUUUCCCAUUUUUCCAUUAUUCUGCAAAAACAAAGCUAGCAAAAAGAGAUUUGUAAACUUUUAAACUAAUGAUCGGAAUGUCAUGAAGUUUUGAUACUUCUCGUUUGAAGGUGGGAACUAGCUAAAAAUCAAGAGUAUUCGUCAAUAAGCAUUCGGCAUCUAUGUGUUAUCAACUUAUUAAAUGAAUUGUUAUAACAAAUAUAUAUCACAUGAUUAUGUAAAUACUAUAACCGUAUUAAUAUACUGCUCUUAAUAUAUUGCUGCGUUCGAAAAAUAAGAGCAGUUCCAUUUAACCAUUUAAAUCCAUUUAUUAUUUCGAAUCUAUUUUGUCGCCUUCAAACUAAUCUUCCUCGGACACCAUACACUUAUGCCAACGUUGCUUCCAAUCAUCGAAACUUGUUCUUGCUCAUUUUCUUGGUGUAGGGUGCAGGGUGCUUGUUCUUGUUCAUUUUUGGUGCAGGAUGCUUGUUCCUAUUCAUUUUCUUGGUGUAAGAUACUUGUUCUUGUUCAUUUUCUUGGUGCAGGAUGCUUGUUCUUGUUCAUUUUCUUGGUGUAGGAUGCUUGUUCAUUUUCUGGGUGUAGGAUGCUUGUUCUUGUUCAUUUUCUUGGUGUAGGUUGCUUGUUCUUGUUCAAUUUCGUAAUCAUGUAUGCAAUAGCAGGGAUGUUUGGUGUAAGCCGUACGUGCUAAGAAAGACUUUUUUUUUUUUUUGAUUAUCAUUACAUUUUCGGGCUCAGCCGGCAAAAUAUAAUAAAAUAAAGGAAAUGAUCCAAGAUCCUAAAGACGGCCAACAAAUAGUAGGAAUUAUUGCUAGUCAUACAAUAACAAUCGCCACGAAGCUGAAACGGCCGAUAUCAUACAUGAAGACUUUUUUUUAUCGUUUGAUAAUGUUUGUAGUAGUAACUAUGAACACAAAAUUCAGAAAAAACGUUUGGGUUAAACGAAGCGAUUUCAUUCUAGUGGAACCAAUCGAAGAAGGCGAUAAAGUUAAAGCAGAGAUUUGUAAGAUUUUAACAGCCGAACAUAUCAAGGAAUACAUCAAGGUUGGUAUUUGGCCGGAAUGCUUUAAGAGGGACGAUAACGUUCCGAAUGGACGUUGCGCAAGUAAUUAUGUUAAAGAAUGUUGUGGUGAAAACGUAGAGGAAUUCGAAGAAAAAUUCAAUGGACCCUGUCAUUUAUCUCCGAAUAGAAAUCGGCCAAGCCUUUUAGCAGCGUUUGAAGACGAAAGUACAAGCUCAGAAGAUGACAGUUAACUAAAUGCUUACCAAUUUACAUAGCAAAAUGUGCAGAUUAGGUAUUUUUAAUAUCUACUAUGUAGCUCGAUCACAUUUAUUUUUAUAAUUUUCUUUUUUUAUACCGUUUGUACAGAACUUUUGAAUCAUAAAAUAUUAAGUUCUAUUUUGAACCAAAGAAAAGCGUCUCUUGGCAAAUUCCUUGGCAUGGAGGUGA
Molecule: messenger RNA, 1899 nt
Organism: Glossina fuscipes
Lineage: Eukaryota; Metazoa; Arthropoda; Insecta; Diptera; Glossinidae
Product: probable RNA-binding protein EIF1AD
Exons: 2
Coding region: 1215-1703 (162 amino acids)
Biological process (GO): translational initiation
Cellular component (GO): nucleus
Molecular function (GO): translation initiation factor activity; RNA binding
Source: RefSeq, a predicted model, not a curated record